Molecule: messenger RNA, 2127 nt
Organism: Limanda limanda (common dab)
Lineage: Eukaryota; Metazoa; Chordata; Actinopteri; Pleuronectiformes; Pleuronectidae
Product: potassium voltage-gated channel subfamily KQT member 4
Exons: 16
Coding region: 1-2127 (708 amino acids)
Biological process (GO): transmembrane transport; potassium ion transport
Cellular component (GO): membrane
Molecular function (GO): voltage-gated potassium channel activity
Source: RefSeq, a predicted model, not a curated record
AUGUUGGGAAGCCCGUCGAACAACGGCGGCGUCAGGAUGCUGAGCCCCGGGGCUCCGAGCGACGACCGGCGGGUGGAGUUCGUGGCUCUCACCGCGGUGCACACGGAGCGGAGCGAGCCGUCCAGCCCGGAGCGCGCACCCCCGUCCCACCGCACCGGGCUGCUGGGGACCCCCCGGCCGGGACCCCCGGGACCCCGGGGCCACGCCGCCGCCUCCAACAAGCGCUACAGGAAGCUACAGAACUGCCUGUACAACGUGCUGGAGAGGCCGAGAGGAUGGGCGUUCAUCUACCACGCGUUCAUUUUUCUGCUGGUCUUCAGCUGCCUGGUGUUGUCUGUGUUCUCCACCAUCCCGGACCAUCAGAAGUUCGCCAACCAAGGCCUCUUCAUCCUGGAGUUUGUGAUGAUUGUAGUGUUUGGGUUGGAGUACUUCAUCAGGGUCUGGGCCGCUGGCUGCUGUUGCCGAUACCGUGGCUGGCAGGGACGGCUGAGAUUUGCCAGAAAGCCCUUCUGUGUCAUAGACUUCAUAGUGUUCGUGGCGUCAUUGGCAGUGAUCGCUGCGGGCACGCAGGGCAACAUCUUCGCCACCUCAGCCCUGCGGAGCAUGCGCUUCCUGCAGAUCUUGCGUAUGGUGCGUAUGGACCGAAGGGGAGGCACCUGGAAACUACUGGGCUCAGUGGUUUACGCUCACAGUAAGGAGUUGAUUACAGCCUGGUACAUUGGUUUCCUGGUCCUCAUCUUCGCCUCCUUCCUCGUUUACCUGGCAGAGAAAGAUGUCAACUCAGAUUUCAACACCUAUGCAGACUCCCUCUGGUGGGGGACUAUUACUCUCACCACUAUAGGUUACGGUGAUAAGACGCCUCGUACGUGGCAGGGACGGCUCCUGGCUGCAGGCUUUGCUCUCCUGGGAGUCUCCUUCUUUGCCCUGCCGGCUGGAAUUCUGGGGUCAGGUUUUGCCUUGAAGGUUCAGGAGCAGCACAGACAGAAGCACUUUGAGAAGAGGAGGAUGCCUGCUGCCAACCUGAUACAGGCUGCGUGGCGUCUCUACUCCACCGAUGCCAAACACUCGUAUCUCACAGCGACAUGGUACUUCUAUGACAGCAUGUUGCCUUCGUUCAGAGAACUGACUCUUCUGUUCAGUCACCUCCAGCGACAGCGUAGCACCAAGAAGGUUCUCCACAACUCCUACCACACGCUGCUGUCUGGGCUGCGGCCCUACAGCUCCCCCUACCUGUCGGGGGACAGGAAGGCAGAAGCUCCAUGCAGUCAACUUCUUUCUAAAAAGCGGGGUCUCUUCCGGAUUCACGCUGGCCGCAAGCAGAGCAGUAAAAUGGGCUUCCGGGAUCGUAUGAGAAUGAACAAUUCUCGAUCAUCCCAAAAUAGUCGGAACAAGGCAUCGCCGGUGCCCCCGGGCUCCGGGGUCCGACGCUCUCCCAGCCAGGAGAACGUCCCCGAGGCCACCAGUCCGGGGAAGGUGCAGAAGAGCUGGAGCUUUAAUGAUCGCACACGCUUCCGCACCUCACUUCGCCUCAAACCACGACCUCCUGCUGACGUGGAGGGGGUUGGAGAGGACAGCGUGGAAGACAAACCGUAUUGUGACGUUGCAAUGGAGGAGGUCAUCCCGGCCGUGAAGACGCUUAUACGAGCUCUCAGGAUCUUGAAGUUCCUCGUGGCCAAGAGGAAGUUCAAGGAGACGCUGCGUCCUUAUGAUGUGAAGGACGUCAUAGAGCAGUACUCUGCGGGACACCUGGACAUGCUGGGCCGCAUCAAGAGUCUGCAGAUGAGGGUGGACCAGAUAAUCGGACGAGGAGCCGUUCAGACCGACAAGAAGACACGCCCAGAGAAAGGAGAGAAGACACCGCCAGAACUGGAUCCACUGGAUGAGCUAAGCAUGAUGGGACGUGUAGUCAAAGUAGAGAAACAGGUUCAGUCCAUAGAGAACAAGCUGGACCUCCUGCUCAAUUUCUACACCCAGUGCCUAAAGAAAGGCUCGUCCAACUUCACCCUGUCCUCCCUCCUGGACCCCGACCUCACCUCCGACUACCACAGCCCCACGGACCAAAGAGACCUCUUCCCCUCCGCCUCCACGCUCAACAUCUCACGGUCCGAUACCGGCAACUUGGAAUGA